CUGCACUGGAUAAGCUGUGGCUGAAUCAGAACCAGAACGUGGAUUAUUGAACGAUUAUUAUAAGUGAUUAUAUUUUCCAUUGCUGGAACAUCAUGACCUGGGAGGACAGUGAUACUUAUGCUAUGGCAGAAGAUUUAGAGAAAAAGAUGCAGUCUGCAAGUGCAGCUAUAGAAGAAGUCUUGCUGACAUCUCAGAGGACUGACUCGCUGACAGUAGGAGUCUACGAAUCUGCAAAGCUCAUGAAUGUAGAUCCAGACAGAGUGGUACUUUGUCUCUUGGCUGCAGAUCCAGAACAUGAAAAUGAUAUUGCUUUGAAGAUACACUUCACUUUAAUACAAGCUUUUUGCUGUGACAAUGACAUUAAUAUUGUGAGACUGUCUGGACUUCAGCGGCUGUCAGAGAUCAUUGGGUCAAAAACAGAAGCAAGCUCAGAGCCUCAGGACUUGCACUGCAUCCUGGUUUCGAAUCCAAAUGCAGAUUCCAGGAAGUGCUCCAGUUUGGAAGAAAUCUUCAGGUACUGUGCUGAAUGCAGACGCAGAAAUCAGUGGGUCCCCUUCAUACCACUAAUGGAACAAUGAUCAAUAUGGACUGAAUACUAAACAUUAACCCUAGUGAUGUUACCGUGACAUCAACUCAGAAUAUGAUUUGGUGAAUUUUGGCUACAGCUUCCUCCAUAUUGGCAGUGAAAGUGGCUACAAAACAAAAACCUACUGAUGACUUUGCACUUACAGAGGAUGAAGAAAAUAUUAGACUUUACUUUUUUUAUGUUUAAUUGUUUUAUUUUACGAAGGAGCAGCUGGAUCUGCACCCAAUCUAUUUUUUUUAUGAACAGAAGAAUGGCAGACCUGAUAAACGCACACUUUGUUUUAUAUUUGUUCGGAGGUUUAAAAGACCACGGAAACUCUUCCUGGACAAGACACGUUUUUGGGUAUCAAUAUAUAUCUUCCGGCUUCCUGUUGGAGACUUUGAAAAUAUAAAACCAUUAUCUGGCAUACAUGGUCUUCAGUUUUUGGUCUUAAACUGAAAUAAAAUCUACUCUCUUUAAACUACAAAGCCAGUGUGUGCCUAAAGGGCUCUGAGCUACGACAACAACCACCUGUGGAGCUGUAAUCAUUCUUGUGCAAAUGGAUGCUAAUAAAUACAUUUCUAUGUUUAACAUACUUUUAUAAUAAAUUAUUUUGUACCAAA
Bombina bombina (fire-bellied toad) is the source of this 1188-nucleotide messenger RNA. It is a transcript of the gene GADD45B, whose product is annotated as growth arrest and DNA damage inducible beta. The transcript is spliced from 4 exons. Gene Ontology annotation, biological process: regulation of cell cycle. Gene Ontology annotation, cellular component: nucleus; cytoplasm. NCBI's taxonomy places the organism in Eukaryota, Metazoa, Chordata, Amphibia, Anura, Bombinatoridae. Bases 93 to 578 code for a protein of 161 amino acids. The record is from RefSeq and is a predicted model, not a curated record.